ACGUAACCCACACGCACAGGACGGCGCACAAACAAUGUGAUUUUAUUUUUUUUUUCGAUUUUUCUACCGUUUUUGACUAUACAAUUUUUAGGAUAAGUAUCGUGAUAUAAUAUAGUUCGCGCGACUUUUAUUUCGCUAUAGCUUUAGUGUUUAGAUGUAAAAAUGUCGACAACAUUGAACUACGUACAUAAUUUCUGGUUGAGAUAAUAUUUUAUGUUUGUAGUAAAAAUUAUACCGAUAAUUAAUCAUACCGUUAAAAUGAGAUCUCCGUUUAUUUUUGUGAAACAGUUAUAGUUUAUUUUAAACUGAUUCUAAAUCCCGGGGUUAGUGAAAUGUUUUUUAAAACUUUAAAAAAAAUAAGGAACUUUUUAAAAAUAUUAUGAAAAUUUCAUGUUAAUUUUCAUAAAGUAUUUUAAAACCCUAAAGUAUUAUUUAUAAAUUUUUAAAUAUUAAAGAAGAAGCGAUCUACGAUACUGAACAUGACGACGACUGAAAGAGAUCGCGGCGAGCGUGAUUACAUUGGAUUUGCGACUCUACCGGAGCAAGUUCAUAGAAAAUCAGUCAAAAGAGGAUUCGAUUUCACGCUCAUGGUUGUAGGAGAAUCCGGCCUAGGCAAAUCCACUCUCAUCAAUAGCUUAUUUCUUGGAGACCUGUAUAAAAAUAGAAAAAUUCCUAAUGUUCAAGAUAGGCUAGAGAAAACAACAACAAUAGAAAAGAAAACCAUGGAAAUCGAGGAACGCGGUGUAAAACUGCGUCUGACUAUAGUAGACACUCCGGGGUUCGGUGAUGCGAUCAAUUGUGAAGAUUCUUGGAGGGUGUGUUCAGCUUAUGUGGAUGAGCAAUUCCGACAGUACUUCACCGAUGAGAGUGGUCUGAACCGAAGGCAUAUGCAGGAUAAUAGGGUGCACUGUUGCCUUUAUUUUGUUCCGCCGUGGGCUCAUAGCUUGCGGCAAGUAGAUUUAGAAAUGAUGAAGCGACUGCACCGCAAAGUGAACAUUGUGGUUGUAAUCGCGAAAGCUGACUCGCUCACUGCUGCCGAAGUGAAGCGGCUCAAGGCGCGCAUACUAAGUGACCUGGAUGAACAUCAGAUACAAGUAUACCAGUUCCCCGAAUGCGAUAGCGACGAAGACGAAGAGUUCAAGCAGCAAGAUCGCGACCUAAAGGCGGCCGCGCCGUUCGCGGUGGUGGCCGCGGACACCGUGCUCGAGGUGGGCGGCAAGAGGAUACGCGGCAGACAGUACCCUUGGGGAAUUGUUGAUGUGGAGAAUCCAAGACACUCGGACUUCACGAAGCUACGCACGAUGCUGAUAUCUACCCACAUGCAAGACCUGAAGGACGUCACGCAAGACGUACACUAUGAGAACUUCCGAGCGCAGUGCAUCUCGCAGAUUUCGCAGCACGCUAUGAGAGAGAGAGGGAAACUCAAGCGAGACUCUAUGGGCAAUAACCACGACGUCGUUAUAACUGAUACUGAUCGACUACUGUUGCAAAAAGAUGAAGAGAUAAGACGAAUGCAGGACAUGUUAACGCAGAUGCAAGAAAAGCUAAAGGCGUCCGACAAGAAGCACGACAGCAUCAUAGACGUAUAGACUGCAAUGCGUAGAAUAGACAAAUUACAAUGUUUAUGUAGAAAUAUUAAAAAAACCUCUUUAGAAAAAUUGGAUGAAUUUAGACUUUUGAUAAACUUACCUACGUGUAGUUGUUAACAUACAGUCUCUAUUCAAUCUAUCUUUACAUUCAACAGUGUUUAUCAAGGGCGUAUUCAGGUUAUAAUUGGGGGGUAUGAGAAUGUAAAACGCAAGCAUAAAAUAGCCCUAACAAAAAAAAAAAAAAAAGUUCCAGCAAUGUUUUAUGGGAGUCUUUUAUCGAGCAGAGCAAAACAGAAUAAACUAAAUAAGAAAUAAAUAGAAGUAAAUGAGGCAGGUCGCAAAUUUAAUUAAAAAAAAUCCUUUCACGAACCCCCACACCACCCUUAAAAAUAUUCAACUAAUAAUAAUAUUGUCAGCUACUAUGAAAUAUUAGAUGGCUUGAAUAGAGAUAUUUGGCACUAAAAUAUUGUAGGACUAAUUGGUUAAGUGAGUCUAGAGUAUUUGCAAUUAAUACAAAAAACAGACUGCAAUAAUAACCAUCCAUUAUUCUAUCAAUUUCAUUUUCUGUACUUGACACCUGUGCAAAUACGUUUAAAAUAUUAUAAUGUACCUUACAAUAAAGUUUAAUAACUCUCAUGUAACUUCGAGAGUCAAGACUCAAAACUACAAAACCUUAAACUUAAUAGUCCACAUUUUAUUUAAACAAAUUAAUAGCUUUUCAUUUACUUUUAAAUAUGUAUAUCAUUCGAUUCAACAAAAAUAAUAAAAACAUUAAAUGUUUUGAUUUUCAGUAGGUAAUUGUUUUUAAUGUAAAGCACAAUAAGUCUCAUCGGUAGGUAAUUAUUUUAAAAUAAAAUUUACCAUGUUAUGUACAUAUUUUAACCUAUUUAAUUUUAUUUAAUAAUUUUUUUAAUAUAAAAAUAUGGUCUAAAUCACCAAACAUUUGAAUUUCACAUCUUUUGUGUUUUUUUUAAUGUAUAUAAUUAUGUAUUUACACAAAAUAUUUAAUAUGGUAUUAUAUAUGAGUUAAUUUUUUUUUUGCAUCUAACAAAUGAGUUAAUGUAAUUGCCAGCUUUUACAAAGGUAAUCAGUGGAUCGCCUUAAAUUAAUGGUUUAAAGGAAAUAUAAAUUAGAAGUAGACAAUUAACUAAGUAUUAAUUAUUAUUAAGACUUAUGAUCUUAACAAUAAUUAGUAGCACUAGUCUAUUUAAUGUUAUCAAAU
Molecule: messenger RNA, 2811 nt
Organism: Zerene cesonia (dogface butterfly)
Lineage: Eukaryota; Metazoa; Arthropoda; Insecta; Lepidoptera; Pieridae
Gene: Septin4
Product: septin-2
Exons: 8
Coding region: 480-1589 (369 amino acids)
Biological process (GO): cytoskeleton-dependent cytokinesis; regulation of exocytosis
Cellular component (GO): cell division site; microtubule cytoskeleton; septin ring
Molecular function (GO): molecular adaptor activity; GTPase activity; GTP binding
Source: RefSeq, a predicted model, not a curated record